Molecule: messenger RNA, 4857 nt
Organism: Meriones unguiculatus (Mongolian gerbil)
Lineage: Eukaryota; Metazoa; Chordata; Mammalia; Rodentia; Muridae
Gene: Mocs3
Product: molybdenum cofactor synthesis 3
Exons: 1
Coding region: 1-1377 (458 amino acids)
Biological process (GO): protein urmylation; tRNA wobble position uridine thiolation
Cellular component (GO): cytosol; cytoplasm
Molecular function (GO): adenylyltransferase activity; thiosulfate-cyanide sulfurtransferase activity; URM1 activating enzyme activity
Source: RefSeq, a predicted model, not a curated record
AUGGCUGCCCAGGAGGACGUAGCGGCCUUACAGGAUGAAAUUGCACGGCGUGAGGAAGAGCUGGCUUCCCUGAAGCGGAGGUUGAGCGCAGCCCUGGCGGCUGAGCCGGAGCCCGAGCGUCCGGUCCCGGUCCCGCCGCUUCUGCCCAAGGCCGCUCUGUCGCGGGACGAGAUCCUACGCUACAGCCGCCAGCUGCUGCUGCCGGAGCUGGGCGUGCGCGGUCAGCUGCGCCUGGCGGGCGCCUCGGUGCUGGUGGUGGGCUUGGGCGGGCUGGGCUGCCCGCUCGCUCAGUACCUGGCGGCGGCCGGCGUGGGCCGACUGGGUCUGGUGGACCACGACGUGGUGGAGACGAGCAACCUGGCCCGCCAGGUACUGCACGGCGAGGCGCUGGCCGGCCACGCCAAGGCCCGCUCGGCGGCCGCCGCUCUGCGCCGCCUCAACUCGGCGGUGGAGUGUGUGCCGUACGCGCGCUCGCUCAGCGAGGCCUGGGCGCUCGACCUGGUCCGCUGCUACGACGUGGUGGCCGACUGCUCCGACAACGUGCCCACGCGCUACCUGGUGAACGACGCGUGCGUGCUGGCCGGCCGGCCGCUGGUGUCGGCCAGCGCGCUGCGCUUCGAGGGCCAGCUGAGCGUCUACCACUGCGACGGCGGGCCGUGCUACCGCUGCGUGUUCCCGCGGCCGCCCCCGGCCGAGACGGUGACCAACUGCUCCGACGGCGGCGUGCUCGGAGUGGUGCCCGGCGUGCUCGGCUGCGUGCAGGCGCUGGAGGUGCUCAAGAUCGCCGCCGGCCUCGGGGCCUCCUACAGCGGCAGCCUGCUGCUCUUCGACGGCCUUGGCGGCCAUUUCCGCAGGAUCCGGCUGCGGCGCCGCCGGCCCGACUGCGCCGUGUGCGGUCAGCAGCCCACCGUGACCCGCCUGCAGGACUACGAGGCCUUCUGCGGCUCCUCGGCCACCGACAAGUGCCGAGCCUUGAAGCUCCUGAGCCCGGAGGAGCGGAUUUCUGUGACCGACUACAAGCAGCUUCUGGAUUCCGGAGCGCCGCAUGUGUUGCUGGACGUCCGGCCUCAAGUGGAAGUGGACAUCUGUCGUCUGCCGCACGCUCUCCACAUCCCUUUGAGUCAGUUGGAACGCAGGGAUGCCGACAGCCUGAAACUCUUAGGGGAUGCCAUCCGGGAAGGGAAGCAGGAUUCGAAGGAAGGGGCUGCCCCCUCUGUGUAUGUGAUUUGCAAAUUGGGGAAUGACUCUCAGAAAGCCGUGAGGGUUCUGCAGUCCUUAAGGGCAGUGCCAGAGCUAGACUCUUUAACUGUUCAGGAUAUUGUGGGGGGACUCAUGGCCUGGGCCACCAAAAUUGAUGUGACAUUUCCACAGUACUGAGGGGACAGCAUGUGAUCUGCGUUUAUGGUUGUGAUAUCUUGAGGAUCUAUUUAUUGGAACCCAAACGUUUCGGUAAUGAAGGGAAGAGCUUGGAUUCAUAGACUUUGAAUAAAUGGCCUCUUUGCAAGGAGCUUCUUAGGAACUCAGGAUAAAAUUGUUUCUGAGAGCAGCCAUAUGUUUUGGGCACUUUGACAUGUGACAUGGAAUGUGACAGGAUUUUUGUUUCCUGUCCAGUCAAAAUGCUCUCUGGGGCCAUCCAUUUUAUACUUGUAAUUAAGAUGCAAUUUUUUUUUUUUUUUUUACAUCCUAGUCUAACAAUCAGAGGCAGUACAGUUACGCCCACCACAUUUUUAAUUAAACUAUUUUUUGGGAGGUUGGAGAGAUGACUCAGCACUUGUUGCCCUCCUGGGGGCUCCUGGUUUGACUCCCAGUACUCAUGUGUUGGCUCGCAACUUUCUAUAAGUCCGGUUCCCCAGGUCAGAUGGUGUCUCCUUGCCUUCCCUAGCACCAGGCAAGGUCUUGGUGCACAGACAGACAUCCAGGCACGCACCCAUAAAGUUUUAAAAAGAUAUUAUUUGAGUCUUAGUUCUACUUCAAAUGAUAGGCUAUACCCCUUAGAAAUACAUUCCAUGCAGAAUGUUUUCAUUAUCCGGGAAUCAUCAUUAUGGAACUUACUGCCAGAGUGCAAACUUGGCAGUGUAGCAAGACAGAAGGAGCUGCUUUGUGGCCUGUCAGCUCCCUCCGAAGUUGCUAGCAUUUUCCUUGUACUUAGCUUUAGUGUCUGCCUUAUGCUAUACCAGUGGUUCUCAACCUGUGGGUCGCACCCCUUGGGAAUCAGCCUUUUCACAGCACUCAACUGAAGACUGUUGGAAAACACAUUUAUAUGAUAAUGCAUAACAGUAGCAAAAUACAGUUAUGAAGUAGCAACAAAAAUGUUCGUAGUUGGGGUCAUCAUAUCGUGAAGAACUGUAUGUAGGCUUAGACUUUUUAACAAACUAUGUUAUUUAGUCCCUUCCAACCCUCCAACAUCGGGUAGGAGGGAAAGAAGGUUAGUGGGAACAGGGGGCAGAGUUCUCUCUGCUACUUCCUGCUGGGUAGAGUCACAGGAUUCUUUUGGGGGCAGUGUCAGGAUCAGUCGUCAGGAAAUCCAGAAGCCCAGGUCACCAGCAAACAGUAGUAGGACAAGCCAGCAGCAAGCAGUUCUCCAAACAACUGCACCUUCUUCCCCUGGGCUGUCAUGUUUAUGCCUCAGAGUCCUCAGAAUUCCACUAAUUCCAGCUGGUCAAGACCACGCUCCACACCAGACACUUCACAGGUGUGGACAAACCAAAAUUCCCUACUUGGAAUUACAGCAAAAACAUGUUUACAUGUCAUAAACCAAGCUGUCCACAACAGCUGUAUUAAAGGCUCAGAGCAUUAGAAAGACUGAGAACCACUGAGCUAUAUGUUCUGUGCUGGACACACUGCAACUCACUGACCGGGUGCACUGAAGAGCAUGGUGGAGGGACUAGCAGGGCUCUGGCUCAGAGCACCUGCAUGUCCUUGUUUUCUAGCCCUUUAGAUACUUUUGAGGCAGGGUCUUAUUUGCAGCCAGGCUGUCUUUGGAAUUCAGUGACAGGCAUGUGCCUCCAUGUCCGGCUUCCCUGCUUUGGUUAAUUUUAUAAAAUUGUUUUUGUUUCUCGGGUUUCUCUCUUAACCUGGCUGUCACACAAAUAAUUGAGACUCCUUUAUAUUUGUUUAAUAAUAAGCUUCACAACACAAUAACUGAGCAGUUAUUACUCUAGUCUUAACCCUCUAAGCUACUCUCCUUUCCUCCCAAUGUACAUCCUAGAGAUACUUGCAUUUUGUAGCUUUCUGUGCGCCAGCUUCUCUCCUGAUGUCACCUGGACCUCUCAAUUCCCCACUGAAUUCUCCAUUUCCUACUCCAGCUCCUCCUCCUCUGUCUGGCAGGAAGUCCAGCUCUAUUCUUUCCCCUGUUCAUCAGUUUGCUGUAAACUGCUUUAUUGGCAUAUCAGGGGAUAAAUAGGAUAAACAUUGAGGCAGGAGAUUCUCUGAACAAGGAUUACAACCAGAUAUGAGAGAUAUAAAAAUCAGCAUUUGAAAGGCUUGGAUAGCUCAAUUGAUAAGACUCCUGACCCUGAAUUGAGAAAUCAGCAGUAGAAUUACCCAAUAACCUUAUGCCUACGCUUCCCUGGUAUUUUGAUGAACUAGUGAUUGCAAGUAAUUAUCUUUUUUUUUUUUUUUUUAAAGAAGUGUUUGUAACCGCUUGGUGAACCAGUCAGAAUAAAAAUGAAAAGAUGGGACAGAAGAGUCACAAAGAUAAUUUUGGAAGUUUGUACUUGUGGUAUUUAAGGUUGAAUUAAAUCCACAAAUUUCUGGCAGCAGCAGGAGAAAAGUACCAAGUGGGUUAGGUUUAGAAACUGCUGCAAAGUGGGUCUGGAGAGAUGGCUCAGAAGGCAAAGGGCCAAGGUUCAGUUCCUACCACUCACAUGGCAGCUUACAACUGUCUGUAACUCCAACUCCAGGGGAUCCAACACUUUCUUUUGGGCUCCGUGGCCUCUGCAACAAAUGUGGCGUACAGACAUAUAUUCAGGCAUCCACUCAUAAUAUUUUAACUUUAAGAAACCUUAAAAAGAGGAGGAAGGUGGCUUUCCACUGUAGUUGGAACCCGAAUGUUGAUGGUCUGCAAUGGAGAAGCUAUUGUUAAGGAUGAGCAAGUACCGGUGUGGACACAGCCAUAGACAAGACGCGUGGUUCCUUCAGCAUGUGCUUCCAUGAGGCAUCUAGCCAACAUCACACUGGAGAAUGUACAGAAGAGCACACCGGUCGCAAGUGCUUUGUGAGUUCGAACACACACACACACACACACACACACUAGGAAUUGAACCCAGGGCUUUAUGCAUCAAGGCAAGCACCGAGGCUCCUUUUAAAUUGUGCCAUUUUGAGCUGGAUAGUAGUGGAUCAGGGAGGCAAAGUAGGUGGAUCUCUGUGACCAACCCAACCUGGUCUACAGAUUGAGUUCUAGGACAGUCAAGGCUACACAGAGAAACCAUGUCUCACCCCCCCCCCCCCCAAAAAAAAAAAGUAUUUUGAGCUAGGGUUUCACUAGGUUGUUCAAGCUUUUCACAAGUUGAGCACAAUUAUCACUAGCUCCCUUAUAGACAAAAAUACUGUCAGGGGGAUUCAGGAGUUCCUUUCCACUCUCCAAACUCUUCCUCCCCCAAGGAGGCAGCAUAGGCUGUGAACCUCUGGUAUAGAACUUUAUGUGUAGACCUUGAUCUGCCUGUUUUCACCUCCCAGGGCUGUGUCAUCAUGCCCAGUGCACACCCUUUUUAUGUAACUCACUUUCCAAGAUGAAGCCACUCAUCAAGAUGCAUCAGACCCUUAACACAUACUCAUUGUUGGCUUCCCACUUCAAGUGCCCUAUGUAAAUGGCCUUUUCCUGGGACCCACAGCUCACGAGAACCCGGGAUUGCCACC